Vespa velutina is the source of this 904-nucleotide messenger RNA. RefSeq names its product histone H2B-like. The record is from RefSeq and is a predicted model, not a curated record. Gene Ontology annotation, molecular function: structural constituent of chromatin; DNA binding; protein heterodimerization activity. Lineage: Eukaryota; Metazoa; Arthropoda; Insecta; Hymenoptera; Vespidae. Gene Ontology annotation, cellular component: nucleosome. The transcript has a single exon. Bases 391 to 780 code for a protein of 129 amino acids.
ACCUUUUCGUAACAAUCGAUGAAUACGACCAACUGGAAAUUGUAAUCCAGCUCUAUUCGAGCGAGACUUUGUUUUUCCUUUCACUUUUCCGCCCUUUCCACGUCCAGACAUUUUUAAGCUUCUUAGAAAUAAAAUACAAAUACAACCUUCGAGCACUCGAGUUAGAUCAGAAAUGAUGAGAAAAUAAUUGAGCACAGUUAUUUAUAUCCCCCUAUCCUUACAGAGUACCAAUAGGAUCGUGCCAAAUGAAUGUUACGUUUUGAUUGGUUCGUUGCUAGAACUAUUGGAUAUAUAUAUAAAAAAGCGCGCAACGAUUAUACGCCUUAUUUCAGUUGAAUCCUUUCGCAUAGCAUAACGUCUGUGAUUACAACGAAGAAAAUAUUUUUAACUAUGCCACCAAUUAAUACUCCACCAAAAAUCAAUGAUAAACCUUUAAAGAAAGCCAGUGGUAAGGCUCAAAAAAAUAUCAGUAAGACCGAUAAGAAGAAAAAAAGAAAGAGGAAGGAAAGUUAUGCGAUUUAUAUUUACAAAGUAUUGAAACAAGUACAUCCGGAUACUGGAAUUUCCAGUAAAGCUAUGAGUAUUAUGAAUAGUUUCAUUAAUGACGUUUUUGAACGUAUUGCUAUGGAAGCAUCAAGAUUGGCUCACUAUAAUAAACGUUCGACUAUUACAUCUCGGGAAAUACAGACUGCUGUACGAUUAUUGCUUCCUGGUGAGCUCUCCAAACAUGCUGUUAGCGAAGGUACCAAAGCAGUUACUAAAUACACUAGCUCCAAAUGAAUUGAAAUAUUUCAAACUUUUAGGGCCAAAAAUUUUUUUCCCCGUAAAACAAAUUCUCACAUGUUUAUUAUUUAUUAAGAGGAAUUUUACAAUUAUAUGAAAUAGAAUAAUAUGUAUAUAUAUC